Molecule: messenger RNA, 1920 nt
Organism: Elgaria multicarinata webbii
Lineage: Eukaryota; Metazoa; Chordata; Lepidosauria; Squamata; Anguidae
Gene: ATG5
Product: autophagy related 5
Exons: 8
Coding region: 141-968 (275 amino acids)
Biological process (GO): nucleophagy; autophagy of mitochondrion; C-terminal protein lipidation
Cellular component (GO): cytoplasm; Atg12-Atg5-Atg16 complex; phagophore assembly site membrane
Molecular function (GO): Atg8-family ligase activity
Source: RefSeq, a predicted model, not a curated record
CGAGCCGGAGGGAGCCUGCGCGGCGCUGACGUGCCUCACGCGCACGCAAGGGGCUCGGCGGUGGCGGAAGGAAACAAACUCUCAGUGGUUUUUCUGAGGGAAUAAUUUAGCCUACAUGUGCUUCUGUACUUCCUGGAAGAAUGACAGAUGACAAAGAUGUACUUAGAGAUGUGUGGUUUGGGCGAAUACCAACCUGUUUUACAUUAUAUCAAGAUGAGAGUACUGAAAGGGAAGCUGAACCUUACUAUCUACUUUUACCUAGAAUUAGCUAUCUGACACUUGUAACCGACAAAGUUAAAAAACAUUUUCAGAAGGUUAUGAGACAAGAGGACAUUGGGGAAAUAUGGUUUGAAAAUGAAGGUACACCACUGAAAUGGCAUCAUCCUAUUGGUUUGCUUUUUGACCUUCAUGCAUCAAAUACAGCUCUUCCAUGGAGCAUUACAGUACAUUUUAAGAACUUUCCAGAAAAAGAUCUUCUACACUGUCCUUCUAAGGAUGUAAUAGAAGCCCAUUUCAUGGCUUGUAUAAAAGAAGCGGAUGCCUUAAAACAUAAGAGUCAAGUGAUCAAUGAGAUGCAAAAAAAGGACCACAAGCAACUUUGGAUGGGUUUACAGAAUGACAAAUUUGACCAGUUUUGGGCCAUAAACAAGAAACUCAUGGAGUACCCUCCAGAAGAUAGUGGAUUCCGUUACAUCCCAUUUAGAAUAUAUCUGGUAACAACUGAGCGACCUUUUAUACAGAAGUUGUUUCGUCCUGUUGCUGCAGAUGGACAGCUACAUACACUGGGGGAUCUCCUAAAAGAUGUUUGCCCUGCUGCAAUUAACCCUGAAGAUGGUGAAAAGAAGACUCAAGUGGUGAUUCAUGGAAUAGAACCAAUGUUGGAGACGCCAAUACAGUGGCUAAGUGAACACAUGAGUUAUCCUGAUAAUUUUCUUCAUAUCAGUGUUAUUCCUCAACCUGCAGAUUGAGGUGUCAGCCUGUUUGUAGGAGAAUCCACCUUUGAUCGAAGUAACAAAAUGAACUCACUUGGUGAAGAUGACGAGAAAUCUUUGCUGCUGCAAGCCAAACAGGAAGUAACAUCCUUCAUGUGAUAAGAGCAGUUGGGCCAGCUGUAUUUUGCAUCAGCCAUGUUUUUUUCCACUGCCAUCAUUAACUUCAAAUUUGACAUGAGAAACUUUAUAAGGCUGCUGCUGCAAGUCUUCUGUUUUCUAAUUAAAAAUAUGAAGCUGAGAGCAUGAGGAGCAAGUGGAAAUAUGUGCCACUUUGUAUUUCUUAUUAAUCAAUAAACGGGGGUAUUUUCUAAAGUUGCAACGGCUUGUCUUUAGAGUGAUAAGACUGGUUUAUUCUAGAAAAUAAGCAGUUCUAUUAAUAUUAACUUGGAGAAACUUUAUAAAAAUGAAACUACACGAAACUCUUUCCUUCAGGAUUUCAUAUGCAAGCUAUCUCUUCAAUUUUAUAUAGUUAGAUUUUUUUAAACAACUAUCACAGCAUGUUUUGUAUUACACAAGUUACAUUCUGAUCCUAAACAUAUUACUUGAAAAAGUCUUACUGACUUUAGGGUAUUUUAUUUCCAUGUAAUAUAUUUAGGAGUAUUGCAUAAUUUAUAUGGAGAUGGCUACUGAAUGGUCUCAAAUCUGUAUGCCAUAUUAAAGCAGGUACUAAGAUAAUAGUAUACAAAGGUGUCCAUCUGCCAGUGGAGCCGACACCACUGCAAAAGAGAAAGCCCCUAUGCUCUGGAGGGUUGAAGGGCCCUCAGGAGAAGAAUUGAAGAGUGCAAGCAUAUGAGAUACUGGGGGAGGAGAGGAAAGGGAAGUCCUGUUGCAUGAGUGAAGGUCUGCUUGUGUGAUGUAGGAUGGAGCCUACAGUGUAAAAUAUCUUUUAUUGGAAUAUACUGUAGUUCCCCCCCCCCCUUCUAAAACC